AUGACGCAGCACAAGACGGUGGUGCUCUAUCCGUCGCUGGGCGUUGGCCAUCUCAACCCCAUGGUGGAGCUGGCCAAGCUCUUCCUCCGCCGCGGCCACGCCGUCAUCAUCGCCGUCGUGAACCCGCCUGACAAGGACGCCGUGUCCGCCGACGCGGUAGCCCGCCUCGCCGCCGCCAACCCCGCCAUCACGUUCCGCCUCCUUCUCGCGCCGUCUUCUUGCAGCGAGGAGGACCAUUUUUCCAGCCCGAUUCUGAAAACCAUCGACGUGCUUCGCCGCGCCAACGCUGAGCUACGGGAGCUCCUCCGCGCGCUCCCCGCCGUCGACGCCCUCGUGGUCGACAUGUUUUGCGUCGACGCGCUCGACGUCGCCGCCGACCUCGCCAUCCCCGCCUACUUCCUCUACGCGUCCGCGGUCGGCGACCUCGCCAUCAUGUUCCACCUCCCGUACUACUACCCCGCCGCCCCUUCGUCGUUCAAGGACAUGGGCACGACCCCGCUCCACUUCCCCGGCGUGCCACCCAUCCGUGCGUUGGACAUGUCCACCACGAUGCUGGACCGGGAGAGCGACAUCGCCAAGGAACGGCUGCGCCAGUACACGCGGAUGCCCGAAGCUAGAGGCUUCCUCGCCAACAGCUUCGAUUGGCUGGAGUCGAGGGCUCUCGAAGCACUCAGAGGGUUCGUCGUGAAGAACUGGGCGCCACAAGCCGAGGUGUUGCAACACGGAGCCGUUGGUGCGUUCGUGACACACUGUGGGUGGAACUCGGUACUCGAGGGGAUCGUGUCUGGCGUGCCGAUGAUCUGCUGGCCACUGUACGCCGAGCAGAGGAUGAACAAAGUGCAUGUGGUGGAGGAGAUGAAAGUAGGGGUGACGAUGGACGGCUACGAGAAAGAAAUUGUGAAGGCGGAGGAUGUGGAGGCGAAGGUGAGGCUGGUGAUGGAGUCGGAGGAAGGGAACAAACUCAGAAAAAGGCUCUCGGUGGCCAAGAAGAUGGCGGCCGAUGCUCUGAAGAAAGGCGGGUCGUCUGACGUGGCUUUUGAAGAGUUUCUGCGGGACUUGGAGAAGUGUAGUUCCGAUUCUAACAAAAAGACGAUGUAA
Molecule: messenger RNA, 1098 nt
Organism: Lolium rigidum
Lineage: Eukaryota; Viridiplantae; Streptophyta; Magnoliopsida; Poales; Poaceae
Product: anthocyanidin 5,3-O-glucosyltransferase-like
Exons: 2
Coding region: 1-1098 (365 amino acids)
Molecular function (GO): UDP-glycosyltransferase activity
Source: RefSeq, a predicted model, not a curated record